AUGGAUCCAGAAUGGCAACCCCCCGUCAAAGAAAUCAACGGCGUGAAUCUAGCUAAUUACUUUCCUCAUCAACGUUCACACAAUUCCAUCGUAUUUAUACACAAGAGAUACUUCGACGAUAACAAACAUAACGAAGCCAAAAAAGAAAAAAACAAACCAAAAAAAGAUUUAAAACAAGUCAAGUAUGACAAAAGUCAACAGUUCAACAGUGACAAGAACACUGAAGUCUCAAACAAUAAUAGAACAUAUAAGAUUAGUAAUACUAAUGAUUCCGUACUUGAUCAUACUAUUAAGUUUGCUAAAACUUUGGUGCCGUUAGUUAUACCGCCCAGUGAAGAUAAUCUCCCAGUAUUCUAUACAAUAAAGUCAACAAAAAAGCACAGGAAAAAAGAAAAGAAACCUCAAGAAACAAGUUUUGAACACCCAGCUCCGACCUAUGACCGAACAGAACCUAAAAAGGUUAUAGAAACUUAUAGAAAGGCACGAAAAGAUUUUAGUGUCAAGGAGACUGCUAGUCAUUGCUCGACCAACACUUUAGAUGAUUUGAACAUAAACCAAUCAUUGUGUUGCACAUUUUCUGAAGUAUCAGAAAAGAAAUAUCAUAAGAAAGAUAAAUCUCAUACCAAGAAACUUCAUGAUAAACAAAAGUUUAUUGUUUCUGAAUCAUUCGAGGCUUUAGCUACCGAGACUCCAGGAGACUCUAAGAUCAAAAUACAUCUUAUGAACGAAAAAGAUAAGAAUUAUCUUAGCGACAGUAUCAAAACACCUAUUCUGACCGCGAUUAGAGAAUGCAUAUCGGAAUUGAGCAAUUGCAACUCCGACUCCGGUCUGACUACAGUGCAAAAGAUUCUAAAGUGCAACACAAGCAAACUAGAUACGAUUCUAGAAAGAAUUACAUGCAUUGAAAAGAGAUUGGAUAUACGUGACAGUGAGAAGAAAACUGAUUUACAGGCGAUAGAAAAGAAACUGUUGCCUCGAAUUCAGAUGUCUAGAAGUAAAACAUCUGCGUUGGAGGAGUUGGAGGAAGAUAUGACUGAAACGAAAGAAGAUUACAGUUCUGAAGAAGAACUUCAUCAGGAGAUGUUGGAUAGGAGAAGUAAGAGUGCAGUUAUAGAAUUAGUGUCAGAAGAUAGGUCGGAAAAAAAAGCCUCAAGCUUGGGAGGUGGUGAAGUUGGAGGCAUGAAGGAGUCUACAGUAGGCAUCAAACCUGAUCGUCCAAAUAGGAUCCCAACUAGAUUUUGUUGGACCGACGCCGCGAGGAAGUAA
Helicoverpa zea (corn earworm) is the source of this 1266-nucleotide messenger RNA. RefSeq lists its product as uncharacterized. The transcript is spliced from 2 exons. The record is from RefSeq and is a predicted model, not a curated record. Bases 1 to 1266 code for a protein of 421 amino acids. NCBI's taxonomy places the organism in Eukaryota, Metazoa, Arthropoda, Insecta, Lepidoptera, Noctuidae.